AUGAUGUACACGUCGCCAUCACAGGAGAUAGGUGUUCCUAUUCCAAACAUACCUCAUGCGGUAUCAGUCACAUUACCAACUUGGGAAGCAACUGUUGGUUAUGAAGAAGGUGAGAAUUGGGUAGUUUCAAAGAUGAAUUCAGGAUAUCCUCGAUUUUUCAUCCAUCCUAUAAUUCAAGAAUUAUGUAGGAAGAUAGAAUAUAAAUAUGGAAGAGAGGGGGAAAGGUGUAUGGUUUAUCCAAGUUAUAAAGUAGCUAAACGAUGUCGAGAAUUUAUUAAAUCAAAACUGGAAUCUCCACUGGUGAAAGUUAGAGUUUUACAAUUAAGUACUCCUCUGCCAAAGACUGAAGAAGAAAAAUCAAUGAUUGUAGAAGCUAGUAUUGGGGUUGUAUUUUUCCAAGCUGAUGUUUAUCAUUUAGCUAAAAAUUAUUGGCAACAUUCAGGUGAAGGAAUCAGCUCAAGAAUGGGGGAAUAUAUCUUGAAUGAAUUAUUCGAAAAGGAAAAAGAUCAAGGUCCACACAGUAGGAGAUCAAGUAUGAUGAAGUCAGAACUUCAAGCACAAAAGAUCCAAUCUCGUUCUCCUUCGAUCAGUGCCAACAGAUCUCAUAGUAAUUCAAGAAAUGGCAAUAGCAAUGGAGUUGUAGAUGAGCUAGAUAAAGAACUUGAUACGUUCAUCGAACAGAAGCACGGUAGAGUCUUAGAUUUGAAAUUUGCCACUGAAGCUAAAAGGGCAUUAAGAAGAAGAAUCUGUGGGAAAGCUGAUAAAUCAAAGAAUCAAAUGGAAGAAAUGGAAAAGGCGAAAAGAGGGAAAUAUUUAAGUGAAACAGACGUUUACCUAUUCCCUUCAGGAAUGGCAUCGAUUUUCUAUGCCCAUCAUGCAUUAUUAAAAACUUCCAAACAAGUUAAGAAAUCGGUAUGUUUUGGAUUCCCAUAUGUUGAUACUUUAAAUAUCUUAAAGAAAUUUGGUGCAGGGUGUUAUUUCUUAGGAAUGGGAGAUGAUGAAUCUUUGGAAGAACUUGAAAGAGAAUUAGCAGCUGGAGAAAUUGAUAUAAUGGCAUUAUUUUGUGAAUGUCCAUCGAAUCCAUUAUUAAAAACUCCAAAUUUGAAAAAAAUUAGACAAUUGGCAGAUCAAUAUAAUUUCGCUGUGGUGGUUGAUGAAACUGUAGGGAAUUUCUUAAAUAUUCAUGUAUUACCUUAUGCCGAUAUGGUUGCUUCUUCAUUAACCAAGGUGUUUUCCGGUGAUUCCAAUGUCUUGGCAGGUUCAUUAAUUUUAAACCCCUUGUCAUCAUAUUAUCCAACAUUAAAGAAAUUUUUCAAUGAAGAAUAUGAAGAUUUAUUCUGGGCAGAAGAUGCAUUAUGGUUAGAACGUAAUUCACGAGAUUUUGCCAGUCGAGUACAUAAAAUCGAUCAAACUGCUGAACAAGUCGUCGAAUUAUUGUCUCAAUCUCCAUUAAUUUCAAAAGUUUAUUAUCCAUCUUUAAGUGCAUCCAAAAAACAUUAUGAUGAUAUUAAGACACAUAAUGGUGGAUAUGGAGGUUUGAUUUCAUUCUUAUUUCAUGAUCCUGAUGAAGCGGUGAAAUUUUUCAAUGCAGUGAAUUUACAUAAAGGGCCUUCAUUAGGUACGAAUUUCACAUUGGCUUGUCCAUAUGCUAUCUUGGCUCAUUAUCAGGAAUUGGAAGAGAUUGCACAAUGGGAAGUUGAUCGUAAUUUGAUUAGAAUUAGUAUUGGUUUAGAAGAUCCGGUUGAUUUAUUACAAGUGUUAAAGAAAAGUUUAGAUGCUUGUUAG
This is a messenger RNA of Hemisphaericaspora subhashii, 1785 nucleotides long. RefSeq names its product cystathionine gamma-synthase (gene STR2). Gene Ontology annotation, biological process: transsulfuration. The coding region runs from base 1 to 1785 and encodes 594 amino acids. NCBI's taxonomy places the organism in Eukaryota, Fungi, Ascomycota, Pichiomycetes, Serinales, Debaryomycetaceae. Gene Ontology annotation, molecular function: pyridoxal phosphate binding; cystathionine gamma-synthase activity. The transcript has a single exon. The record is from RefSeq and is a predicted model, not a curated record.